AUGGCUCCCCACGCAACGGAAAACGGCGCCGAUGCCACGUCAUCUUCAGGCAGCCUCGACUUCACCACCUUUUCAAACGUGAUUGACGGCAAGCUCACCUCCACCGAGAAGACUCGCCAUGGAAUCAACCCUGCCACUGGCAAACCGAACCCUGAGGUCCCAGUCUCAACGCCCGACGACGUGGAUAAGGCUGUAGCAGCGGGCAAGAAGGCGUUCAAGGCAUGGGCCAAAACACCGUACGCGGAGAGGCAGAAGGCCAUGCUGGCUUUUGCGGACGCCAUGGAGAAAGAGAAGGACGGUUUCGCGAAGAUGUUGACACAGGAGCAGGGGAAGCCACUUCAUUUUGCCUACUUUGAGAUGGACUUCACCCUUCAGAUCAUUCGCACCAUGGCAAAUCUCGAGCUCCCCACGGAAGAAAUUGUCGACGAAGCUGAUCGGAAGAUCGUUGUUCGAUACACUCCUCUCGGGGUGACUGUGGGCAUAGUUCCGUGGAACUACCCUGUCUUGCUGUGCUGCUCCAAGAUCGCCCCGUGCGUCGUCACUGGCAACCCCAUCAUCAUCAAGCCAUCUCCAUUCACUCCUUAUGGAGGACUGAAGGUGGUGGAACUGGCGCAGAGGUUUUUCCCCCCAGGCGUCCUCCAAGCCCUUAGCGGAGACGACAACCUUGGUCCCUGGUUGACCUCUCAUCCCGGGCCAGCAAAGAUCAGCUUCACAGGCUCCAGCGCCACUGGCAAGAAAGUCAUGGAAUCCGCAAGCAAGACACUCAAGCGUGUCACGUUGGAGCUGGGCGGCAAUGAUCCUGCCAUCAUUUGUGAUGACGUGAACGUUGACGAAGUUGCUCCCAAGGCAACCCACUCGCUGACUCCCAUCAAGAUCUGCCUGGCGCUCAAACGCAUCUUUGUGCACGAGAAGAUAUUUGACCAAUUCCGUGACAAGAUGGUCGAAUACACCAAGACUUUGAAACUCGGCGAGGGAUUCGAGAAUGAUGUCUUCCUUGGCCCCAUCCAGAAUUCCAUGCAAUACGAGCGGGUCAAGGGCUUCUUCAAUGACAUUGAGAAGGAACAUUACAACGUUGCUGUCGGAGGCAAAACCCCUGAAGGACCAGGCUAUUUCAUGACGCCGACAAUCAUUGACCGUCCCAAGGAGGAUUCCAGGCUGGUCGUGGAAGAACCGUUCGGUCCCAUUGUACCGCUCUUGAGCUUCAGUACCGACCAAGAAGCCAUUGAGAAGGCUAACAAUACCAUGUACGGCCUUGGUGCGUCGGUCUGGUCCAGCAACCUCGAACGCGCUGCGGCAAUUGCCAAGGAACUCGAGGCGGGCAACGUCUGGGUGAACACUCAUUUCGAGCUUGAUGCAAGAGCACCCUUUGGCGGGCACAAGGAGAGUGGCAUAGGGACCGAGUUCGGGGUGGGUGGGUUGAAGUCGUACUGCAACUCGCAGACCUUGUACUUGAAGAAGUGA
Cladophialophora psammophila CBS 110553 is the source of this 1461-nucleotide messenger RNA. RefSeq names its product aldehyde dehydrogenase (NAD+). Bases 1 to 1461 code for a protein of 486 amino acids. NCBI's taxonomy places the organism in Eukaryota, Fungi, Ascomycota, Eurotiomycetes, Chaetothyriales, Herpotrichiellaceae. The transcript is spliced from 5 exons. The record is from RefSeq and is a predicted model, not a curated record. Gene Ontology annotation, molecular function: aldehyde dehydrogenase (NAD+) activity.